CUUCUCUUGGCUCCAACUCUAGCACACCAUCACAAAUCUCGCUCAUCUCCAAAGAUACGAUACACGGCGAGCAUCUCUUUGCUCUCUCACCCACUCCCCUUGUCUGCAUAAGCGCGCGGACACGCUCCACGCCUUAUAGCACGCCCCCCCCGACACGGCUAGCCUCCUCGUCAACCUCCGUCCCGUGCGCUGCUCGGGCCCUCCAAGGUCGACGCCGGAGCGAUGUACGCCUCGGGACACGCCCCAGCUUAUGGUGCACCGCCGGUCAACUACCCCGUCCGUCCGGGCCCGGGAUUCGUCCCUCCUCAGCAUCAUGGUGGCAUGUACGCGCCGGGCGUCAUGAGCCCGCCACAGCAGUACGCUGCACAGCCGGCAGGGUACCGACCAUCGGCGGCGGCGUAUGCUGGCGGCGGCGGCUUCCAGCAGCAACAGGCGGCUCCUCUUCCUCCGCCUCCGCAGCAGCAGGCGCAGCACCCGGCUCCCCGGCACAAGGGCACGCUGCCGCCCGGCCAGAUGGUCAAGGUCGGCAACAACGUCGUCCGCGUCGAGCGGUAUCUGUCCGAGGGCGGGUACGCCCACGUCUACCUCACCAGCUCGGACAAGCCAAUCUACCCACCACCGCGGGGGAGCACGCCCAAAGGCAGGUGGGGGGAGAAGGGGUUCACCGAGCACUGCCUCAAGCGCAUCGCGUUCAAGGACGAGGCCGUCUGGGCCGACGUGAGCAAGGAGAUCGAGGUCAUGAAAUCACUCCCGCCAUCUCCGCACCUAGUGCAGUUUCUCGACUCGGCACACAACCGCCUGCCGAACGGCACACACGAGGUGUUUAUCCUUAUGGAGUUUUGUUCGGGUGGUGGCAUCAUCGACCUUUUGAAUAAGCGGCUUCGAGACAGGCUCAAGGAGAUUGAAAUCCUCAACAUCUUUACAGACGUAUGCGAGGCCGUUGCGGCCAUGCACGCUUGCUCGCCCCAGCUCCUGCAUCGCGACUUGAAAAUCGAGAAUGUCCUCUCACAUCCGCUCCACGCCGCGCCGACACCUGGACGACCGACGCCGUUGACGUUCAAGCUGUGCGACUUUGGCUCCACCACAUUCCCGGCCGCGCACCCGCCCACGUCCAAGGCGCAGGCCGAUGCCCUGGCUGCCGAUCUGAACAAGCACACGACCCUGCAGUACCGCAGUCCAGAGAUGGUCGAGCCAAUGCUCGGCUGGGCUGUCGGUCUCCCAAGUGACGUCUGGGCACUCGGCGUGCUGCUCUACAAACUCUGCUACUACACGACGCCGUUCGAAGAGCAUGGUACCCUUGCCAUUGUUAAUGCAAAGUACACAUUCCCCCAGUUCCCCAUCUACUCGCCCAAGCUCCAGCACCUAAUUGCAUCCAUGCUCGUCGAACACCCCGCGCGCCGACCGACCGUAUUCGAAGUUCUCAAAGUCGCUCACGAGAUGAGCGGCACACGCCCACUGAUAGACUACCCCGCACCUAAUCGUAAUAUCCGUGCAUCUGGUUUCCAACAGGCACCGCCAAAGCCGGCGGCAGACAAGCACAACUCGCUCGACUUUACAGACGCCAAGGCGUCAGCGAGCGCGGCAGCGGCAGAGCCUUCGCUCGCCAGCACCAUCACUCCACAGCGCCGUGGUCGGCCCAACAGAGAUUCCAUGUCGGCCAGCCAGCCACCGCAGAUCGGACGGCUGCCACCAAUGCCGCAGUUGCCCCCUGGCGUCACGGCAUCGGCGUCGCCGGUUGCUGCGCCGGCGCAGCUAACCAAGCCCAAGUUGCAGGUCACGGGCGACAAGCCAGCGCCGUCGACCAGCCCUGUCAAGAGCAUGUACGGAGCCGUUGGAGGCUUUGCCGGCGCCAAACCUCGACCGCAAAGCUCCUACAUGCCAUCCAAGCCAGUCUUACAGAGACUCAAUGUCACUGGCGGCGAACAGCCAAAACGCAACACGCCGUCGCCGCAGACUGGAAUGGAUGCCUUUGGCCUGCCGUCGAAGAGCAACAAGCCAGCGCCGUCGCCCGGCGGGUUCGGCGAUGCGUUUGGCGCGCCGAUCAAGUCGCCCGCGAGUGCCAACACCCCUGGAGGGUUCAGCGACUCGUUUGGUUCGGCCAGGACCACGCCGGUGGCUUCUCGGCAGUUUAGCGAUUCCUUCGGAGGCAGCUUCACAUCGAGCUCGGCUUCCCGACAACCUCCACCACCCACACUGCCUGCAGGUGUAUCAGGCUUCGGCGACUCCUUCACUGGUGGUACAAAGCCCAAGCCGCCAUCGCCAACGACCGUACAGAAGCCCCCAUCGCCUGUCGUCCGCCCGCCAUCACCAAAGCCCGUCCCUGCUGGCGAGCUCACGUUCGAGCAGCGCUUCCCCUCUAUCGACGACCUCGAAGGCGAGAAGUCGGCCACGCCCCCUCCCACAUCACCGAAACCCACCCAUGCCAAGCGCCCAUCUAUUGUCAAGGCCAACCUUACAGGAGGGAACCUUGGCGUCUCGCACUCGCACACGUUGCCCGAGACCAUCAAGCCAAUCCCGCGGUCGACCCAGGUCACGGGCACGGCGUUCAAGGCGGACCAAAACCUCCGACCGCCUCUCGAGGCCGACUCGGGCGAGCCUUCCCCUACGGCCGACUACUUGGACCUGUUAGGUGACGAUGACGAAGAGCCCCCAAGCCGCGCCAACAACGACUUCUUGGGCGACGACGAGGGGUCAUCGCAAGUGCUUUUGCCUUCGCUCAGGCCGCAGCUGUCCAACCAGAAGACGUCGGGGUCGCGCUUCGGCGUCACACCUCCCGUUGUCGCUCCCAAGCCAGCUGCCGUGUCAGCUGCACCCAUUGCGGCACCUACCUUGACCAAGACGGAAGCCACGCCCACCAAGCUGGAGGGAGCGGCACAGCGUGCCACGUUACCUCCCAUCUCUGCCGUUCGCCCUUCCAGAAACUUCAACUCGGAGCAGUGGUCUCCUCUCGAAGCCAUGCGGAACGGCAACAACCGGAACGCGCCGCCGAUUCGUCCGCCGUCACCAUCGCCUCCGUCCACGGCAAACAAGCCCACGUAUUCGUCUCUCGAGAUAGACUCGAGCGACGACGAGGCGGUGCCAGAAGACGCGUAUCGUACAGAGCACCGCCCAUCGUCAGGAUCGCAGGAGCACGGCUCGCAGUCUCCUGGAGUUUCAAGACGUAGAUCUUGGUUUGAGCAGCCACUGCCGUCGCCGGGGCUUACGUCGUCUGGGCGAUCACGACCCCAAACCAUGUACGGUGGACCCACGAGCCCACCGGUCUCUGCGUCAACAGCCGACGCUGCCGAGCCGAGUCAUGCUCGACGUGGCAGCAUCAACGACAUGGUCUCUCGCUACGAAUCCUUGUCGACUGGACCUACGUCUCCAAAGAAAGACACAUCCGUCCUAUCGGCAAACGGACACGGGCACGGUCGACCUCCGAGUGGGGUUGCGCGUAAACCAAGCCUUGUACACAAGCCUCCCCCCACGGUCGCUGCCAAGCCUCAAGCGCUGCGCAACAACCCCAGUAACACCGCUGAUAGGGUAUCGUCGGCACCGGGAGCGGGCCCGGCAAGCCGCGACGACGCGUCGUCGGUUCCGGCCAGCGGCAUGGCGCCAUCGUCACGUCCUCCCCCUGCUACGCAGCCCAAGCCCGCCUCGCUUCGACAAGCCGUCAAGCAUGGCGACAUGCCCCAGGUGGAUGGUUACUCCAAGUCGUCGUCUGGGCGUUCGUUCCCAGUGGUACGACCGGCGGCCGGCUUCGGGAAACCCGAACAGAAGGGAGCCGGCGGCACCGGUUCGGCGGAUCAGAGCACGAGAGUCCGCAGCAGCAGCAGCGUCGGUGGCACGGUUCCAGCCGCAGCUACAGUGCCGCCUGUUCGACGUGGCAGUGGCAGCUCGAGUCGAUCGUCGAGCCCCGAGAAGCAGCAACCUGUCAAUCUCUUGAUCCAGCGCUGGAACAAGGGCGAGGUCAAGGGAAAGCAUGGAGCCGGCGCCGGUCCCGGCCAGCACUAGGGGUCUGUCUGUUGUGGCUGUCUUUUUUUCUCCCUUUCCUGCAGCCCGCAUAGGCAGAGAUAUGCCUCGGCCGUGAGCGCGGCUAGAAUCGGGUUGGGUCGUACGAGCAUGCAGUGUUGUAUCGGC
Messenger RNA from Vanrija pseudolonga, 4119 nucleotides. RefSeq names its product Serine/threonine-protein kinase ppk30 (gene ppk30). The transcript is spliced from 5 exons. Gene Ontology annotation, biological process: actin filament organization; actin cortical patch assembly; protein phosphorylation. Gene Ontology annotation, cellular component: cytoplasm. NCBI's taxonomy places the organism in Eukaryota, Fungi, Basidiomycota, Tremellomycetes, Trichosporonales, Trichosporonaceae. The record is from RefSeq and is a predicted model, not a curated record. The coding region runs from base 223 to 3993 and encodes 1256 amino acids. Gene Ontology annotation, molecular function: ATP binding; protein serine/threonine kinase activity.